Molecule: messenger RNA, 3824 nt
Organism: Rhincodon typus (whale shark)
Lineage: Eukaryota; Metazoa; Chordata; Chondrichthyes; Orectolobiformes; Rhincodontidae
Product: signal transducer and activator of transcription 3 (acute-phase response factor)
Exons: 14
Biological process (GO): regulation of transcription by RNA polymerase II; leptin-mediated signaling pathway; response to peptide hormone
Molecular function (GO): DNA-binding transcription factor activity, RNA polymerase II-specific; RNA polymerase II cis-regulatory region sequence-specific DNA binding
Source: RefSeq, a predicted model, not a curated record
UCUGUUCACAGGUUGCUCGUUAAAUUUCCAGAGUUGAAUUACCAGCUUAAAAUCAAGGUUGCCAUUGAUAAGGAUUCUGGAGAUGGUUCUGCGCUGAGAGGGUCACGGAAAUUCAACAUAUUGGGAACCAAUACAAAAGUCAUGAAUAUGGAAGAAUCAAAUAAUGGAAGCCUGUCAGCAGAAUUUAAACAUUUGACCCUCCGAGAACAAAGAUGUGGAAAUGGAGGCAGAGCUAGUAGUGAUGCUUCCCUCAUUGUGACUGAAGAGCUGCAUCUAAUAACCUUUGAGACAGAAGUUUAUCAUCAAGGACUUAAAAUUGAUUUGGAGACCUCUUCACUGCCAGUUGUGGUAAUCUCCAACAUCUGCCAGAUGCCAAAUGCUUGGGCCUCAAUCCUUUGGUAUAAUAUGCUAACCAAUAACCCAAAGAAUGUGAACUUUUUCACAAAACCACCAGUUGCGACAUGGGAUCAGGUAGCAGAGAUUCUGAGUUGGCAGUUUUCUUCCACUACAAAAAGAGGCCUGAAUAUGGAGCAGCUAGGGACACUGGCUGAGAAGUUGCUUGGUCCUGGUGUCAACUAUUCUGGGUGCCAGAUCACUUGGGCAAAAUUCUGUAAAGAGAAUAUGCCUGGCAAAGCAUUUUCAUUCUGGGUAUGGCUGGACAAUAUCAUAGACUUAGUGAAGAAAUUUAUUCUUUCUCUGUGGAACGAUGGGUAUAUCAUGGGCUUCAUAAGCAAAGAAAGAGAGAGAGCUUUACUGAAUGUAAAACCCCCAGGCACAUUCCUCCUUCGAUUCAGUGAGAGCAACAAAGAAGGAGGAAUCACGUUUACGUGGGUGGAAAAGGAUAUCAAUGGAAAGACCCAGAUCCAGUCUGUGGAACCAUACACCAAACAGCAACUAACCAAUAUGUCUUUUGCUGACAUUAUCAUAAGUUACAAGAUCAUGGAUGCUACCAAUAUCCUCGUGUCACCGCUAGUGUAUUUGUACCCUGAUAUUCCAAAGGAAGAGGCAUUUGGAAAAUAUUGCUGCAGUGAACCUCAAGAAGCUAUUGAUCCCAAUGAUCCAGAAACAUUUGCAUACCUGAAGAGAAAAUUCAUUUGUGUGACACCAACAAAUUCUGGCAACACAAGUGACCUGUUCCCAAUGUCUCCACGUACACUGGACUCUUUAAUGCAUUGUGGAAGUAAUAAUGAAGGACCUGAACAAGGAGCAGCAGGUGGCCUUGAUUCCAUUACUCUGGACAUGGAGUUUGGCACAGAAUGUGCUGCUUCUCCAAUGUAAAUUCUAUCCACCUUUAGGCAAAGCAGGAUCUGUUAUCCUGGUUAUAUCUUCAGUAUGAUUAACCACUAGCUAUAAUAGUUUACAUUGUAAUUUGUUUAUAUCUAUUGUCUUUUGAAAUUUAAGUGCUUUAAUAAUGUUACUAUUUACUUGCAUAUAAUGCUUUUACCAUAUUGUAUCGUGUUCAUUUCCAGCUGUUUGUUUCAAAUCUAAUACAACGAAGAAAGAUUUGUUUCAUACUAGUCCAAUGCUUCAACCUGGAUCCUUGCAGCCCCUGCGUUGGCAAAUGGUUCAGAAUGAAAUAAACUUGUUGCAAUAUGUUGCAAGACUCUGCUGCACUAGGGCAUUAUGCUACCCUUGUAUAUUGUCCUUUCUUAAAUGGAUUCAUUAAUUAUAUGUUCUCAACGGUUUCAAGUAUGCAGUCUCACCACAUGGUGAGGUUAAAAGUAAGUUUGUCAGAAGCAUGUUUCUUCACUGUCUGAAUUCAGGAAUGAUUUACUUAUGAAACAGAUGUGGACUACAUUGCUGCGUCUUCGCCCAAGUGUACCUUGUUUGGAAAUUGAUUCACAGUUGUGUGGAAACCAACUGUAUGUGCAUGACAUUUUGAACUGUUUUUAAAAAUGUUUUUAUUCAUCCUCUGAACAUGGACAGCCCGGGAGUCUGGCAUGGAUUACCUAUUCCUAAUUGCUUUAAAGUCACUGGCACACCUUUCUUGGACUGCUAUAUCAGUUUGAGACAGCCGAGCAGUGUGUUAGGUCAUUUCAGAGCAUGUUUAAAUCAGUCAUGUUGGUAUGGACUUGUACUUGCACGUAAGCCAGUCUGCGUGAAAGUAGUAAAUUGUUUGCCUUAAAGGUUGCUAAGGAAUCAGUUAGAUCUUCAUCACAAACCAAAACCGUGGUCGCUUAUAGAUACCAGCUUCUUGUUUCCAUAUGUUUUUACUAACUGAAGUCAAAUUCUGUAACUGCUAUCAUGGGCACUUUGUUUGCAUGAUCUGGAUUGUUAAUCCAGGCCUGGCCUGAACAGAGCUAAGAGAAAGAAAUGGAUGCUGAGACUGGAAUAUAUAGAAAAAGUAUUAGUCAUCUUGUUGAUGAACUUCAUCUUCUCUGACUAUUCAGUAGUUAUCCGAAGGGAAGCAUAGUGCCAUGAUGCAUUGGACAAGCUGACUGUACUCAAUUUAUUUUAAAAGUCAGCUGAAUUUUCUUUGCAUGACUGGAUAAUGUAAUGCAUUGCUAAAUUUAGCAAUAAAGUGGGAUUUUUAUGCAGCUCAUCAUUGGGUAAAUCAAUAAAACUUGUUCUCAAAAGUAGAUUUUUUUUUUUAAUAUUAAAAACAUUUUGUCUUAUGUUGCAACUCUUGACCGAUGUUCUAAAAGACAACAACACCUAUGCGGUGUAUUUCCACUGAGGAGAGAAGAUUCAAUGUACUAAUAAACUUAGAAAUGUUUGAAUGUGUAAAUUGCAUUAACCUGUGGGAAAUUGUAUUAUAUCUGGGAUUUAUACCCUUUUUAGAGAGGUAUUGUUGACAUUGUUGGAGCUGAACAAUAAUUAAAAGCUGUUUGAACUAUCCUAGGCCAGAGGUAGAAGAUUAUAAUUCAACAAGGUCUGCGACUAUUCUGUCUUUCAAUGAUGCAAUAUUUAUCACGGACAGAAGUAUAUACAGAGCAAUGCUUGAUCUCAUCUGGGGAAUGCAUUUUAAGAAUUCUUGAUAAUGUCCUUGAACUUGAUUGAUUGUUUAUUCUAAUCAAUGUGUAAGUGAAAUGCUACAUAUGACCAUACCUUUUGACCCAAGUGCAUUUUAAAACUAAAAAAAAGUAUUUUCUUUUCCCCUGCGUAAAACUUCUUUGCAAGAGGCCACAUAGUAGUGUUAACAGUUCCAAGGGGUAUGCAUUGUACUGCCAUUGAUAAUGUUGCUUUAAACAUAUAAUCAUGAUCUUUUACUUGUAACUCAGAAAUUCAUUCAGUUAUGCAGAAACAAUUUUUUAGUGUAUUUUUCCCUGUACGUUACAGGAGAGGGAAGAAAACUUCUAUAAGUUUGAAACGUUUUCUUGAUCAGGAAACUGAAUUCAUUGGCAAAAGUAAUUAUUUAACAGAGCUACUAUACAGGUGUCCAGGUUUGAAUUCAACUGGUUUAAGUAAAUAAGAAACACUUUUAUUUUUUAUUACGUCUCAUUUCCCUGAUUUCAAUAUAAUGCAGUUCUAUUUAAUUGUACUAUAAAGCCAAUUGUACGCAUCCGCUUUCUUCAAAAUGAAUUUACUUUUCAGAAGUAGGGAUGCAUAUUUCUACUCCCCAAAUUGUAUAUUGAGCAAAGAAAGAAUGUAGGAUGUAAUGAAUUCUAAAAAUGGUUGAAUGUCAUUUUAAGUUGUAAAGCAUUCUAAGACCAUGCAUCCUAUUCUAAUUUCAAUGUUUUUAUUUCUCAGUUUCAUUUUUGAAAUGUACGUUUUGACUAUAUUCAAGAUGUGUAUAUGAAAAGUGUGUGUAAAUGAAAAAGGCAGCAUUCAUUUAUGCUGUAAAUCUCCGUAUCCUUUUACUGAUUAAAGGGCCAAGCUUUAAA